AUGCCAGCCCUCUACUGCCCCAGCUUUGGUACAGGAGUGAGGGAGAAGCUGGAGCUUGCACACCCAGUGGCUAGUGGGGCUGUCUUCCCAGCUCCUCCUCAGGGCUUUCCUGUCGGUGCCAAGCCAGUUCCCCAGCCAGGUUUCCAUGUGCCAUUUGCCAGCGUGUGGGAGCUCUGGUGCGUGAGGGUGUUUGUAGAAGAGGGCAGUUUCCUUUCAGAUGGCCUCAGGAAGGGAAAAGAGUGCUCCCUCCAGCCCCUAGGUAGCCUUGGCCAGGGAUGUGGGCCAAGAAGAGUCUGUGGAGCUGGCCAACUUGUGGCAUCCACUCCAAAUAGCAGAGACCCAGUCACGCCUGCUUCUGGUCCUCCCUGCCCUCAGUAUUUGGUUUUGUACACCAAAGAUGAUCUGGCCCAUCUUCCCAGAGGCACAACAGUAACAUGUUCCUCUGUCAGCCUGUGAAGGCAUGCAGGGUUCUGAAGCCACAGACUCAGUCUUCCCAAGUCAGCAAUCUCUUUCUCUCUCUCUCUCUCUCUCUCUCCUCAAACUUCAUCGCAUUCAUAGAAGCUGCUUGCAGGGUCGCCGGGCUAACCAGGGUGAUCGGCGAACUUUACCGUACAGUACCUCAGUCUAGCUGUCAGAUCAUCCCUUUUGCUGUAGCCUCUGUUGAGGUUUUUAUAUUUGUGAUCAUUGGUAAUUCAGUGUCUUAUGAAGUGGGCACAGCUCCCCACAGAGAGCAAGUUGUCAGCCGGUCUCUGUGCACUGGUGUUGGGGCAGGGCAGUGCGCUGGGGGUAAGCUACGUGGCUCAGGGGGUGGCAGAAGGGCCCAGUUUCCCCCCUUCCUCUGCCAAAAAGACUUCCUUGGAUUUGUAGAUGUUGACCCAGAGUCAUCUCUCCCCUCCUGAAGAGGAUUUUCUUACUGGUUUCUCCUGAAGGGGAGGUAGGGGAGGAGGAAAAAAGGACCAUGUGUGAUGCUGUUAGACAAGACACUGACGCUGAUUAUGGAGGGGCUCCUGCAGGCCCUUGUGGGCUCCUUGGCAAGGCCCCAGGCUGGGAAGGAGCUCCCCCCCACUGCCCAUCCUGCCCGCUUUGUGGUGGGUGGAGUCAGUGACAGGGAGGCAGCCCUCCUUUUGUGUAUAUAGAGUGAGCUGAUUUGGGCUCAGGAAAACCUAGUUGCUUGUUGCUCUUGUCUGUGACAUUUUUGUACACUGGUUUGCUACUCAUGGCAAGAAACAGACAAAGCCCCAUGAAAAAUAAAACAAAAGAAAAGUCAUUUCAAACAAAGCUGUUGUUUUGAAAACUCUUGCUUUCUUUUGGUGUCCAUUUUGUGUUCUAUUUUAAAUAAUCUUUCAUUUAUAUUGGUGUUAUUGUAGUGAAGAGAAUGUGAUAGGCUGAUCUGUAAUGGUUUCUGUCAGGAGCUUAGCAAACGCCUCUGCCCCUCUUCCCCUACCCCUGUCCUUCCUCAAUUCCCAGCUGGGAUUGCUAUGCACUGGGCAGACCUGUCACUGUCUCCCCUGAACCCCCACACAGUGGCUUCCCUUAGAACCAGUCUUUGUACGCUCCCUAAACAGCAGCAGGCUUAGGAUUUUUGUCAGGCUGGUUCUUGCGUGCUCUGUGCCCCCACCAGUUUGCUCACCUCUUGGGGCAUUUUGUAAUGUGUUUUCUCUGUCUUGUAAAACCUUUUGAUUGUACCAAAAUGGUUUCUGCAGUCGCCUUUGGAAAUAAAUGGUCAUUAAUUUGUAUACUUAGCAUUCUGAAUUUUAGUCUCAGGUGUUUCUGUUGUUGAAGAUCCUUGAAUGAAAAGGAACCCUCACCGUGGGGCUUACUGUUAUAAUAAUGUUUCUUCAUUUACUGUUAUUAAAAGAUUUAUGAGAA
Messenger RNA from Symphalangus syndactylus (siamang), 1869 nucleotides. RefSeq lists its product as uncharacterized. Lineage: Eukaryota; Metazoa; Chordata; Mammalia; Primates; Hylobatidae. The record is from RefSeq and is a predicted model, not a curated record.